GAGGUCGCUAUUGAGCAGACUCAUCUCCUUUGGGAACAGCAGUGACGUCAGUGAGCGCUGUCUCGGCUGCUGCUGCUCCUUUCAGAGAUGGCGUCUCUUUUGCAGCCCGUUAAAGUUGUUUAUUUGGUCAAAGGGGAGAAAAGGAUCCGAUCUCCCUUAUCUCAGCUGUAUUUCUGUCGCUACUGUUGUGAGCUUCGAUCACUGGAAUGUGUCUCUCACGAGGUGGACUCCCACUAUUGUCCGAGCUGCUUGGAGAACAUGCCCUCUGCAGAGGCAAAACUAAAAAAGAACAGGUGUGCAAAUUGUUUCGAUUGUCCAUGCUGCAUGCACACGCUCUCCACUCGGGCCACUAAUAUCCCAGCUCCUCUGCCUGAUGAUCCCACCAAGACAGCAAUGAAGAAGGCCUACUACCUGGCCUGUGGUUUCUGCCGCUGGACCUCCAGGGAUGUAGGAAUGGCUGACAAAUCAGUUGCCAGUGGUGGAUGGCAGGAGCCCGAAAACCCUUAUACUCAGAGGAUCAACAAACUGAUUGAGUAUUAUCAGCACUUGGCUCAUCGUGAGAGGCAGGAGAGAGACCGUCAGAAGCUGGCCAGAAGAAGACAGUGCAUGCCACUGGCGUUCUCGCAACACACUAUUCAUGUGGUGGAAAAAUAUGGCCUUGGAACUAGACUGCAGAGACAGAGGACUGGAGCUCCCAUAUCAAGCCUGGCUGGUCUCUCCCUCCAACAGGGGGAGGAAAAGAAAGAGAUCUUCAUUGAACCUGCUCAGGCUCUUGAUGAAGUGGAGCCACUGCCGGAGGACUUUUACACCAGGCCCAUCAGUUUACCUGAAGUGACAACGCUGCGCCAGCGGCUCCUGCAGCCUGACUUCCAGCCUGCAGACGUGUCCCAGCUCCACCCCAGACACAAACACCUCCUGAUAAAGCGCUCACUGCGCUGCAGAAAAUGCGAACACAAUCUGAUUAAGCCGGAGUUUAACCCAACUUCAAUCAAGUUUAAAAUCCAUAUGGUGGCCAUGAGUUAUAUUCCCGAAGUGAGAAUUAUGUCCAUUCCGAAUCUGCGUCUCAUGAAGGAGAGUCAGGUGCUGCUGACCUUGACCAACCCAGUGGAGAACAUCACCCACAUCACAUUGAGUGCCUGUGAGGAGGAGGAUCCUGAUGACAUCAACAGCACUGCCAAGGUUAUAGUUCCUAGCAAGGAGCUGAUAUUGGCAGGGAAGGACGCUGCUGCAGAGUACGAUGAACUGGCCGAACCUCAGGAUUUCCAGGACGACCCAGAUGUGGUUGCCUUCAGGAAGUCCAACAAGAUUGGUUUCUUCCUAAAAGUCAUCCCUCAGAAGGAGGACGACGGCGACGUCACGAUUGCCCUCAAGAUCAGACACGACUUCCGCAACCUCGCCGCUCCACUCAAGUCCAGCGAGGAGGCUGGCGACGGCGCUGUCGAUGUCAUAUGGCUCAUGCACCACGUGGAGCUGAGGCUGGGACCCCUGGCUUCAUGAACACCACCACACACUACAGUCUGGACCAGGCCCAGUGUUGGGGCUGAACUAGUUUCUACAGACAGUGGGGUUUGUUUCAUUGGAACUGAUUUCUGAUCCGGCUCAUUAGUGUAAGAGUAUUAAUGAUUUUGAAAUAACUUUUGUUUUAUUCACCUAAGCUUCAGUUCCAUCGCACAAACUCUAGCAUCAAGUUUUCUUUUUCCGUAUUUGUGGCUCGAUCCAUAUCAUGAUCGUGACCACGUCGUACUUGACUACAUUAAUGUCUCCCGCCGACACAGAACCGAUAAUGAAGUCGCUUUGAUUAGAAACACUGCACUUGUUGUUGUUGCUCCAGAGUGAGGAAAAAGUAUUAGAUUUGUCUAUUUAUGUCGAGAGAGCAGAGUGAGUGGAACGUGUAAAUAAAACGCUGAGGCCGUGAACAGAAUCAAAGAUGAGAACACACGACAGGCAACCUGCGAGCUCCGGUCCUGUGUCGUCCUGUUUUCAUAGUCUCAGGUCCAAACCUGGACCUGGCCCAUAGUCCGACUGUCGUUUUAGAAUCUUUGACAUUAGGGACAUGACGUAAGCACUGUAAAUGACGUGUAGUCUUAACGUUACCAUGUGUGGAGACACUCGGAUCCUACCUUCUACCCUGGAUGUAUCGGUCACAAGCUGCUGUCAGUGUUUGGUCUCCGUUGUGUAAACUCAGUAAAAUCCAAGGUUCAGAAACACAGUUGGGGCAGUGGUGGCUUAGUGGUUCAGGAAGGGGACUUGGGCCUGGAAGGUUCGAGUCCACCAGCGGCCAAGUUACCACUGAGAUGCUCUGAGCAUGGCACCGUCCCCACCCACUGCUCCCCCUGCUCACUUAUAUAAUUCACCUUCCCUUUCCCCUUUCCAGUUAACCAUCUGUAAUUGCAAAUAAAAAUAAACAAUAUAAAAUCAUGUGA
Cynoglossus semilaevis (tongue sole) is the source of this 2423-nucleotide messenger RNA. RefSeq names its product dynactin 4 (gene dctn4). Gene Ontology annotation, cellular component: dynactin complex. The transcript has 14 exons. The record is from RefSeq and is a predicted model, not a curated record. Lineage: Eukaryota; Metazoa; Chordata; Actinopteri; Pleuronectiformes; Cynoglossidae. Bases 88 to 1497 code for a protein of 469 amino acids.